Messenger RNA from Aspergillus sclerotioniger CBS 115572, 1588 nucleotides. Its product is annotated as amino acid transporter. Bases 29 to 1588 code for a protein of 519 amino acids. Gene Ontology annotation, molecular function: L-amino acid transmembrane transporter activity. The record is from RefSeq and is a predicted model, not a curated record. Gene Ontology annotation, cellular component: membrane. The transcript is spliced from 4 exons. Gene Ontology annotation, biological process: amino acid transmembrane transport. Lineage: Eukaryota; Fungi; Ascomycota; Eurotiomycetes; Eurotiales; Aspergillaceae.
CCUGCACCCAGUACAUGCCCUCGCCAUCAUGACAGCCAAUGAUGAUGAUGAGGCCCCCCUCCUCAGAGACCCCCCGUUGCCAGUCUAUGGCGGUCUUGAAGGGCCGCCACCCACCGCCCAUCAGCCCUCCUUCAAACGGAAUCUGGGCACAGCUGAAGCAUUCAGCAUCAUAAUCAGCAUUGUCAUCGGGAGCGGAAUCUUUACCUCCCCUGGUGCCAUUGACUCCAAUGUUCCCUCGCCCGGGGCUGCCCUGAUUGUUUGGCUCGCGGGUGGCAUCCUGGCCUGGACAGGCGCCGCCACAAUGGCUGAACUGGGCACCGCGAUUCCCGGCGAAGGAGGAGUCCAACCUUAUCUUCAAUACAUAUUUGGUGAUGUUUUCGGGUUUCUCGCCGCAUGGACCUGGGUCAUUGCCAUCGUGCCGGCCUCCCUGGCCAUUGCGAGUAUCGUGUUUGUCGAGAGCAUCUACUCGGCCGUUGGAGUGACUGACCGAUCUGGCAAAUUAACACACAAGGCUUUGGCCAUGCUGGUGAUAAUUGUCAUUGGAAUGGCCAACUCAGUGAGUACGCAAUUCACGACUUGCCUGAAUAGAUUCUUCGUCAUGACCAAGUUCGCGGCCAUCCUGGCAAUCGUGACGGCCGCCUUUGGGGUCGUCUUAUCCCAUCUUGUCGGCUGGAAUCAAACACCUCAACCAGAAUCGCACGACUGGCUAACACGAUCUUGGUUUGGCCCCCGCAACACAGUCACGCUCGAUGGGAGCGAAAUCGAUUGGAGCAAGUUGAGUGGCUGGGAGACGCUCGGCCAUUGUUCGGCAGCUCUGUAUAGUGCCCUGUGGGCCUAUUCCGGAUGGGAUAAGGUCAUUUAUGUCAGCGCCGAACUGUCCGCACCGGCGCGCCAACUGCCACUGACUAUCAACACCGCGAUUCCUAUCGUCAUCCUCAGUUUCAUCGCGGUGAAUGUCGCGUAUUACAUUCUACUUCCAUGGGGAGUCGUUUCCACGACUGAUAGUGUAGCUGUGAUCCAGACCUCCUUCAGUCACCUACUAGGCCCAGUAUUUGGCAUCGCAGCGGCGGCUCUGAUCUGCCUGGUUGUUGCUGGCUCAUUACUAGGCUGCUCCUUUGUCGCAAGCCGCAUGGUUGUCGCUGCGGCCAAGUCCGAUUGGCUGCCUGGGUUCCUUGGCCGUAUUGGAUCAGUUUCCGGGCAAUCGACCUCGACGGCGGAUGCUCCGGUCAAUGCAAUUAUCUUCAACACCGUCUGUACGGUGCUAUACAUUCUCUUCGGGAACUUCCGAGCAUUGGUGACGUUUAAUGGGCUGGCGGAGUACACUUUCUUCUUUCUUGCCAUGGUCGGUGCGAUUAUUCUACGCAUUCGCGAGCCACAGCUUCACAGGCCUUAUAAGCCGUUCAUAUUCGCCCCCAUAUUGUUUAACUUGGUCAGUGGUUUGGUUGUCACGCGGGGGGCCAUAUUUGCCCCCAUGCAGGCUGUUGUGCUCAUUGGCGUCUGGGCGGUAGGAUUAGGCUUCUACGGGGGCAGAAGGAAGUGGUUGCGAAGAGGCGGCAAAGCAUCGUCACGCGCUUCUACUAGGCAUUAG